Saprolegnia parasitica CBS 223.65 is the source of this 510-nucleotide messenger RNA. RefSeq lists its product as hypothetical. The transcript is spliced from 4 exons. The coding region runs from base 41 to 427 and encodes 128 amino acids. Gene Ontology annotation, cellular component: nucleus; U1 snRNP. Gene Ontology annotation, molecular function: zinc ion binding; pre-mRNA 5'-splice site binding. The record is from RefSeq and is a predicted model, not a curated record. Gene Ontology annotation, biological process: mRNA splicing, via spliceosome; spliceosomal snRNP assembly; mRNA 5'-splice site recognition. NCBI's taxonomy places the organism in Eukaryota, Oomycota, Saprolegniomycetes, Saprolegniales, Saprolegniaceae.
AUCCAAGUUCCCAUCGAGCGGCGAUAGCGGCAAGUCCACGAUGCCCCGGUACUACUGCGACUACUGCGAUACCUACCUCACCCACGACUCGCAAGCUGGGCGCAAGCAGCACAACCGCGGCUGGAAGCACCGCGAGAACGUCAAGCUCUACUACGAGGCGAUUGUCCAAGGCAAUGGCGCGACCAUGACCCCUGGCGCCUGGCUGCGCCCGGAUGCGAUGCUGCGUGGCCCGCCGCGGCCGAUGAUGCCAGUGGGCCUCGUGCGGCCCAUGGGCAUGCCUGGCAUGCCGCCGGGGAUGCCUGGGAUGCCGCCGCCGGGCAUGCCUGCCUAUGGCAUGCCGCCGGGGUUCCCGCCGCGUGGCCCGCCGCCGAUGAUGCCAAUGCACAUGCGCCCGCCACCGCCGAUGCAGUACCAGCCGCCCCAAUAAGACCAGUAGAGUGGAAGAGUAGUGCUUGCUCCCUAAGAUCCUCAUAACCUUUGAUUAACUUAAAAAAGCCACGACAACCCGAC